CAUCUCUCAUAGAAGUUUCUUGAUAUUACUUUUGAGUGAGUGGACUGAGUCGUGUGUAUGAGUUGAACCUUAAUCAUGUGUUUUAAGUGGAUUAAUUAGUGAGUUUGUGAUUAUAAAACAAAAUCUUCCUCUCCGAAGAUGUAUUAAAGGUAAAGGUAGCUAAAUUUGGCAGGUUCCAGUAGGAUCAAGAGUGUGUGUGUGUUGUGUGGAGUCCAUUCAUCUCAGCAGUGUGCAAUACAAGAUACCAACUGCAGUGUGUAACUUGUGACCUCAAGUCUCACUCACACACUAUACCUUAGUCAAACUUUCCUUCAUACUUCUGUCUCUGGAGGAAGUAAAGCAUUGCUUACUGCUGCCUUAUGAUGUGGAUUAAUAGUAUAAGUGCUGAUAAUGGGACAGAGAGAAAUAUAUUUUGUUGAAAAGUGAAUUGUUGCAGUUUACAAAAGUUUAUUACAUAAUAAGAAUGUGCCAGUGACAAGACUUGUUUCUUAUUCUGCGGCGCUCAUCUGAGUACGCUCUGAAGAUCUUCCUGUAAAUAUAAGGUUAAAUUGGCCAUGGUUAAACUGUGGUAGAUCUUCAUGGCCCGAUGGCCCCCCAGAUGCCUCAUGCGGGUACCAUGAGCACCAACACAAUAGGCCGGCCCACUCGAGCUGAUUACAAUAAGGAGGCUUUACAUCAGAUCAGAGCUUCUUUGCUGCCAUAUGCUGCAGGCGGCAUUCCUCGGGAGAGGCUUAGCCCCAUCAGCCCGGGUGCUCAGUGCCAGGGCUCUUUUAAUCUUGGUCCCUCGGAAGAAGAUAUUCAGAAGACAUACAAUGGAUACCCCAAACCUACUCAUCAGGUUGAAGGCAGCAAAAUCAUACGAAAAUCCAGUUUUGAUCGGGAGCUGAAUUUACACCGAGGAAGUCCUGCACUGGAAAGCAGCAAUGCAAGCACACGUUCAGACAGUCCAGGAAUUGGUGGACAAAUAUAUUAUGCCAAUAGUAUGCCUGUCAGACAAUAUGCAGAGUGCCCUCAACCUAGACUUGGGAGCGGCGAGCCACUAGUCGGGGAUUUAAACCAUGCUGCUGUUUCCAGGCAGUACAGCAAUUCAUACCCUAUAGCUCCAGAAGCACCCCCUCCACCCCCACCGAGAAGUCAGGGUGCAACUGCUCCACCCCCUACCCCGCCACGAGGCACUACACCUCCACCACCACCUUAUCCUUGUGCCACGAGCUGUGCUCCUACCAUAGUAACGACUAUUGGGCAGAGACCUUUAUUACUCUCAAGACUUUCCCCAGGUCCUAGCAAAAAUAAGUCCCAAGCAAAUUAUGUAAAUAUCAAUAAUGUGUCACAAAGCUCAACCCCUCAGAGGGGUACUAGUCCCGUUUCGUUUGGUGGUCGACAACCAGUGGUGGUGCAGAGCAGUCAGGUUCAACAACAGCUUUCACAUCAGAUGCAGGCCCUCUCUAUAAAUAAUAGCAACAACUAUGGAAACCAACUGGACAGACCCCCUCCAUACCCAGUAGGGUCAGCCUUAAAACAUGUUGGAGCUGUCAAGUUAGCUGCACCCCCACCUUCAUAUAAUGCAACAAUGCAGAAUAGACAAAGUCCUACGCAAGACUGUAGAAGAAGUCCUCCACAGUUAACUUUCCAGGGACAGAACCCCAUCAUGACCCCUCAUCCUGUAUCGCCAUCAUCACUCUCCCCUCCAUCAUCCAUGUCUCCUGUAUCACUUCCACGUGGAGGUCAAACAGCUCGCCAAGCCAAAACUCCAACUCCUAUUAUCAUGCAGAGUGUGAAGAGUACCCAGGUGCAAAAACCCAUACUUCAAACAGCUGCAGCCCCAACCUCUCCUCCUGUAUCAGCUCCACCCCCCUCUUAUGCCUCUUCAAUUCAACAAAAACAGGCUCAGGCUGCUGCUGUUGCCCAGGAUGUGCCUAGUAUAGCUCUAGCACAAAUGAUGUCUCAGGAUAGUGGUGGAUCAUCCUCUCCUGGGCUUUCUUGCAAUUAUCAGCUAGCAGUAACGUGCAAUAGUGGAGCAGUGCCAACUACGGAUCCUCCAAGUUAUCACUCAACGAUACAAGCAAUGGCGGCAGCAGCAGCUCGGGGGUACAGUCCUGGCUAUUUAUCUCAGCCUGUUGCUAGUAUACCUGUUCAGGAAACACCAGUGCAAGAGCUGGAUUUGUCUUCCACUCCUUUGGCUCACAUACCUAUCACCCAAGUUAGUACAGUCGAUUCCAUUAUUACAACACAUCCAGCAAGUGGAGUAGAAACUGUUAGUAGCUGUUAUGACCCUCAUUUAACACACAUUAGUCACCCUCCACUGCAGCGCAAAUUUUCUCCAGUAAUGGCAGACACUGCCUCUAUAGCAUCUCGAUCUGAAAGUCCUGUUUCUUCAGUCAAUUCCCAUGACACGCAUGCUCUGUCACAGAGUCCCGUGUCAUGCCUUUCUACCGCAACAUCAUCUCCAUCCACACAAUCAGAUUUAACUUUAGAAUCUGGUUAUUCUUCUGGCCAAUCAUGUCGAGGUAUUCCUCCGCCGCCACCUCCGAUAGUUCAGAAGACUACUCAUCAUUCACCUAUACCCGAGAGAAAGAAAUUAAGCACAGAAAUGGAACUACAGAGGUGUGAAUCCAAAGUCCGUAAUUUGUCUCCUCAGGCUUUUAAAUUUUAUAUGGAACAACACAUUGAAAAUGUUAUUAAAUCAUGUGAAGAAAGAGAAAACCGAAGAAUGCAGCUAGAAAAAGAGAUGAAGAAAAUUGGUCUGUCUGACAAGGAUCAGUCACAAAUGCGUAAAAUGUUGUCACAGAAAGAAUCCAACUUCAUUAGAUUGAAAAGAGCAAAAAUGGACAAACAGCUGUUCCGCAAAGUGAAAACAAUAGGUGUGGGAGCAUUUGGUGAGGUGGCCUUGGUAUGCAAAAUUGAUACCCACCGACUGUAUGCCAUGAAGACUUUACGUAAAGCUGAUGUUCUCAAGCGUAACCAGGUAGCCCAUGUCAAGGCAGAGAGAGAUAUUUUAGCAGAAGCAGACAAUGAAUGGGUUGUCAAGCUAUAUUAUUCAUUUCAGGAUAAAGACAAUCUUUACUUUGUUAUGGACUACAUACCGGGUGGUGACCUCAUGUCUCUGCUAAUAAAAUUUGGCAUUUUUGAAGAAAAAUUAGCAAGAUUCUAUAUUGGGGAAUUAGUGUGUGCGAUCGAAAGUGUUCAUAAGAUGGGUUUUAUUCACCGUGAUAUCAAGCCAGACAACAUCCUUAUAGAUAGAGAUGGACAUAUAAAACUCACAGACUUUGGCCUCUGCACUGGCUUCAGAUGGACUCAUAAUUCCAAAUAUUAUCAGAGAGUUGGUGACCAUAAUAGGCAAGACUCUAUAGAUCCUUGUGGAGAUAAUGACAUUGUGUGCCACUGCAAUGACCUCAAGCCCCUUGAGAGAAGGCGCAGAAGGCAACAUUUACGAUGCCUGGCACACUCUCUGGUUGGCACUCCAAAUUACAUAGCACCAGAGGUAUUAUCACGUACAGGUUACACGCAGCUAUGUGACUGGUGGAGUGUGGGAGUGAUCCUGUACGAGAUGUUGGUUGGCCAGCCUCCAUUCCUUGCCAAUACACCGCCAGAAACCCAGUAUAAGGUCAUCAAUUGGGAAACAACUCUCCGGAUACCCAAACAAGCCAAAUUAUCUUCAGAGGCAAAGGAUUUGAUACUAAAUUUGUGUACUCACCCUGAACAGCGCUUGGGACGCAAUGGUGCUCAAGAAGUAAAAAGUCAUCCAUUCCUUGAAUCCUUAGAUUUUGAAGGAGGACUGCGAAAACAGCAAGCACUCUACUUACCCAAAAUUAAACACCCAACAGAUACCUCAAACUUCGAUCCCAUUGAUCCAGACAAACUUCGACCAAGUGAACCUAAUGAAAGUGACAUAGAAUGGGUCAACAACAGCAACCAGCCACUCCAUGCAUUCUUUGAGUUCACAUUUAGAAGAUUUUUUGACAGUACACCAGGUGGCAGCGGAAAUGAUGAAAAAGAUAGUCAACAUCCAGUCUAUGUAUGAUUUAGUUAUUGCCAGUAGCUCUAGAUGUGAUAGGGUCUGAGAUUUUGGCUAUUUAUUUUUUGUUUUUGUUUUUUUAUAAGAAAACUAUUUUUCUGCUCGUGGAAAAAGGAUAUUUUAUAAAAUUUAUACAGAGAUAAAGAUAUCUGAUCAUAUCACAGUAACUGUGAUGGUGGGAGGUAGUGGUAGCAUGCAUUGUCACUGCAGGCCAACUUCAGCAGCAUAUUAAUUUUAGCUUGCUUGACAUUGGAGCAACUAUGUUUACCUCAAUCUACCACUAGCUCUUUGAAUUUUAGGCCUUAUAUUGGCAGAAAGGAGUAGCAAUCUCGUGUUGUUAAACCCAGUGCUGGGAAAAGCAAGCUGUGAUUUUGUACAUUUUCGAGUGUUAGAUAUGGUGAUAUAUUUGAAAAGCAGGGUAUGUAUGAUAUGGGAUUUGAUGAACCAAAGACACAC
Molecule: messenger RNA, 4471 nt
Organism: Procambarus clarkii (red swamp crayfish)
Lineage: Eukaryota; Metazoa; Arthropoda; Malacostraca; Decapoda; Cambaridae
Product: serine/threonine-protein kinase Warts
Biological process (GO): peptidyl-serine phosphorylation; regulation of organ growth; positive regulation of apoptotic process
Molecular function (GO): protein serine/threonine kinase activity; ATP binding
Source: RefSeq, a predicted model, not a curated record